AUGGCCGAACGAUCCUCCCUGAUACAGCAGGUGUCGUCCAUCACGGGAUGCAAUCAUUACCAGGCACAAACCGUGCUCGAGCGCUCCAACUGGAACGCUGAGCGAGCCAUGAAUUCCUACUUCGACGACCCGCCACCAGAAAGACCAGCUGUAAAUACGACGAUCGCCCCGUUUCUAGGUGCCCCCCAUGACUCAGCCGCCGUCAGCUGGGAUGUCCCCAACAACCCCGCUUACGCACCUCCACCAGGUCCGCCGCCAGCAUCAAACCCAAAUUGGGGUGCCAACAACAAAGACUUGACAAACGAUGGCGAUCCAGAUGAAGACCUUCGACGAGCUAUGGCCGCCUCGUUACAAGACCAUCAAUCACAGCAAGCCUACCGACCACCCGCGGCUCCGUCAAGCACAGUCGGCGACCUUGGCAUGUCAGAAGACGAACAGCUGCGACAAGCGUUAGAAGCAAGUGUACAGAGUCAUCACGAUCUUUUGCAGUCAACAGGCUCCGGAGCAUGCUCGCCGGCACUACCACAACAUCUCGAAAUGAAUCCCGAGACGCGACGCAUCCCAGGAGCCCCGAUCGCAAUGGUCGCGCCUUUCGCAUCGCUGCAAGUUGCCGCCGCAGUACUACAAGCCUUGUACGCUGCUCCACCGGCACGUAGAGCCUUCUUGGCCAGUCGACCCGUCGACACGCGUGGCACGGAUCUUUCCAACUACUGGAAGGGCACAUCGCCAACAGAUCCCAGUUUCGAAGCAGCAUCACAGUCUCCACUCGACGUCCACUUCGACCUGACGCGGCGCAUUCAAACGCUCUUCGCGUUUGCAACGCUAUCGCAGCGGCCGUUGUGCGUUGUCAAGGACGUCACAGCACUCAUGCCCAGCGAAAUAGUCGCACGAGGCGCAGACCACACCUCAUCGGCCCGAGUCGCCAGUCUGUGCCACGAGUUCCUCGUCGAAAACUUUUCCAAACACGUUUCGGCGGUCACCGAUAUGAUCCUCUCGGCACCAUCUGCAGCAGCUGUCUCUACAGACGCGCUCUGGAUGACGGAUGCGCUGUUCCUCUCCUCCGGAGCGGCAGCACUUACCAUCCCUGCAUCGUCCCCGCUCAAUGGCAGCUCAGCAGACCACUCGCCACCUAAAAUCGAACAACGCCGAAGCUUUAUCCAGCUGCGCCACGAUUCGGUCAACUCGGACACCUACUCGUGCUUGCGAGCAGCACUGGCAUCGGAUGGCGAAGGCGCUUUGCUCACGCAGCCAGCCCAUGUGAUCAGCAUGGGUAUCGAUCACGCUCUUCCGUCUUGCAACGCUCCUUCAGCUUUCACGAUCCAAGAACGGAUUCAUCUCGAUUCGCUCAUGUGGGAUCGUCGACGAGGGCAAAGGUUGGAUGCCGAACUUCAAGGUUUGGAGACGAUACGGCUCGAAAGCAUGUGUUCAGAUCUGGAGGCUAGGAAAAGAAAGCUUUUGGGUGAUGGAGGUCGUGUUACCCAAGAGCUUUUUUCAGGUGCUAAGCGAUACUUUGAGCAGAUCGCUGAGAGCGAUGGUCAAGAUGAGGUUCGAUCCGCAUCAAUCGCAGAAGCCGCACCUCAGAUCGACAAGAUUACGCAAGCGAUCGAGGCGGAUCUCGCGGCUACAGAUGACUUGAUUGCCACGAUCAAGCAGAGAGUCGAUGCGAAGCGGGCCAUGGUCAAGCAACGAGCGACGAGAGAAGCGCAGAAUCCGGAAUGGCAGCAGAUGGCGUAUGAUCUGUGUGCUGUCCUACUGUACGAUGCCGGACAAGUGAUCGCAUUGGUCCAGGAGCGUGGCAAGUGGUGGAAGGUCAGUGGUGGCACAGCUACGCAGGUGGCCAAGGAGGAUGUGGUGAUGGGUAGGGAGCAGGAUCCGAGCCUGCAGGUGUUCUGGCUGGUCUAUGCACGAGCCGAGGACAAGGUGGAGCAGCAAGAGAGCGACAAGGUGAUCGAGACGUUGAUCGGGGAACCUGUAAAGGUAGCAGUGGCAGAUGACAAUUUGACGUACGAGUCCGAGCUGUUGUCAUUGAUCCGCUCAGAUGCAGCCAGCCCCAGCUCGACCGAUGUUGAUGUGGCAGCCGAGGAACAGCACGAAACGGAGCAGGAUGGACAAGGUACAGUGGAUACCGUGCGCGACGUGCCAAUGACGGCCAUCGAUGCGACGCGAUCCUCAGAUUCAGUCUGA
This is a messenger RNA of Mycosarcoma maydis (corn smut), 2184 nucleotides long. RefSeq lists its product as uncharacterized. The transcript is spliced from 4 exons. Lineage: Eukaryota; Fungi; Basidiomycota; Ustilaginomycetes; Ustilaginales. The coding region runs from base 1 to 2184 and encodes 727 amino acids. The record is from RefSeq and is a predicted model, not a curated record. Gene Ontology annotation, molecular function: protein binding.